GGUUUCUGUGUUUGUUGCUGGCGGUCACAUCGCCGUCGUUAGCUCCAACAAUAAAACGCGUUGGGGCCGUAUGUUUUGAAUGUUGUUAUACCACAAAAAAAGUGAAAAGCCAACUCGAAAGCCAUGUCAAGACUUUAAGGCAUAUUAAUUAAUUUAACGCGUUGCAGUUGCAAGUAGAGCGUACUUGGAUGGAGUUAUAGAAAACAAAACAAAAAUAUAAAAGGUGCUCGAGUGCAAAGGUGCAAGUGAAAAACCUACAUACAUACAUAUACACUUAUAGGUGUCCGUGUGUGUGUGAACGUAAGUGCAGCUGCCGUGUACGAGUAAAUUUCGCUGUGUUUCCGUGUAUGUGUGUCGUCGCGGUGUUGGAAACAGAAUUUUGGCAGCAGAAUCCACUUCAUCAUCAGCAGAACGCAAAAUUGAAGUGCAUUUUAUACAUGCCUCUGCGCAAAACUUAAAUAGAAUCCCGAGCAGCAAAGAGAUGACGUAAAUGACACCCGACAACCUUCCAUAUAGAAGAUAACAAACAGCAACGACGACUGCACAAACAAAAGUUGAAAGAGCUCUCACUUUUUUUUUUGUAAAGUCCGCUCACCCCUCUCACUUCUCGCCAUAUAUAAUAAGUGCAAGCGAAUUCGAAAAACGAAACUGAAAACGAAACUCAAAUCGAAUUCUAUCGUUGAAGACCGAGAUAUAGUAUUACAGUUAGUAGGCUAGCGGCAGCAGAAGCGGGAGCAUGAUGAAGUCGCCAGACUUAUCAGCGAUGUGCCAUCGAUGCGCGACGUUGCCAAUUUUAUUGCUCGCUUUGCUCUUGUUGUCGGCGGCGGCAAAUGCGGAGCGGGAUUUCAAUGUGAAUGACUCGCAGGUGCCGGUUAUUGAGCCCAAAGAUGCGCCCGCCUACAAACAGGAUCCGUAUGUGACGGAGCUGAUGCGUUGCCAGCACUCGCAGUCCGAGAUUGUGCUCUCCCUGCUGCUACGCAAGCAUGAUUGGAGCGAUCUCAGCACAGCCAAGCGCGCCCAUGUGCAGUCCAAGCUGUCCAAGUUCUUUGCCAUACCCCGGGAGUUUAUUACACUGGAUUCGGUGGCCAAGCGGGAGCUGACCAACAUGCACAAGCUGGCGAUGCGAAAGGGAGGCAAGGGACAGAAGCAGCUCGAGGCGCUGAAUCAUCGCUUGGGACGCGCUAGUUUUAUGAUCGGCUGUGGUGGCAACUACUUUAGCAUGGGCGAACCAAUUGCCAAGCAGAUAGCUCACCAGAUCAAGGAUGGCACCAUUGGCGCCUUGACCGAGGAGAACUUUGGUCUGUGGUUCAUUUGGCGCAAGGAAUUGAAGUCCAGAUCACAAAGAAAGCGUCGUCAAUCGGAGGGCAGCGGAGCCGAGGAGGAUGACUACGACUACGGAGAUGAUGAUGAAGAACAGGCACCGGAACCAGUCACAGUGGUGCCAACAACACAUGCGCAUCGUCAUCAUCAUGGCGUGUCGGAGCAAACGGAACAAACUGCGGGCAUCAGUUCUUCUGCUUCUUUGCCUUCCUCUUCGUCCGUUUCCUCGACGCCUGUGGGCAGCUUGGAUGCCGAAAUCGAGGAGAGCGUCUCGCAACUGGAAUCGGUUAUAAGCAAAACGAUUGAGAACACUAAGAACAUCAAGGAGUUGCCUGUGCUGAGUGUCGACGAAGAUGUCGACGAUGUCGAGGAUGUGGAUCUGCAGCAGCUGGGCGUGCCGGCAGCGCCGGUGAUUGUGGCCAGCAACGAGAAGCAGCUCGACACUGAGCUGAGCGAUGUGGAUAAGCAGCUAACCACUACGGCGGCAUCCGCACCUGGCAACAGCAACAACGACAACGACAACCAGGUUGACACUGCGCUCGUCACCGCUCUUGAUGUAGCUGAGCACGCGGCAACGAGCACCUCACAAACGACCACAAGCCACAACAACAACAACAACAAUAUACUUGAUACACCAGAGACAUCUGCAUCCAAUCCAGCCACCUCAUCCGCAUCCUCAUCCUCAUCCGCAUCCGCAUCCACUUCAUUUGCCAGCAGCGAGACUGUCGAAAUGUCGACUCCGCCCGCUGCUGCUGUUGGCUCAUCUACAGCAGCAACCACAGUCAUGAGCAGCAGCAGCAGCUCAAGUACAGUGGCUGCCAUAGACACCGAUACGGUUAAUACUCUAACAACAACUCCAUUGCCCAUACUCUCAUCAUUUUCAACAACAACAACUUCAUCGCCAUCGCCAUCGUCAUCCUCAUCGGCAACAACAACAACAUUCGAAACAUUACCGACAGUUGCAACUAUGCCAACAACAACAGCAACAACAACUACAUCUCCAACAACAACAACAACAUCUACAACAACAACACAGUCACAAACGCCAAAGCCGAAUGAAAAUGAGCUUGAGCCAAGGAGCACCUGGCCGGUCACGGAUGUGGCUGAUGCUGACACGCUAGCCACAAUGCGUUCCACGCUAGCCGAGAUCGAUAGCGAAAUCGAGAUCGAGGCUGAAGCUGAGUCAAUGUCCACAACAACGCACAGCACGCUCUCAAUUAGCCCUAAGGCCGGCGACGCGGUUGAUGCCCUGGAAGCUGCUGCGGCAGGCAAUGGCAGCAGUGUCCCCAUCCUGACUAGCAACGAGUUGGAUGCUCCCUUAGCUUCGCCCAUUCCCGCAACGACCCGGCAACCACAGUUGGACACCAGCAGCAGCACCACCACAACCGACAGUUCAACGGAUUAUGUGGAGCCACGACAGGAGAACACCACGCCCAUCAUCAAGAUGCGGCUGCAGAAGCUGGCGGUCACCUCAGGCAAGGCAUUCAGCUUUGUGGUGCCCAUGGAAACGUUCCACGAUGCCGAGGAUCAAAGCAAUCUGCGACUUGAGCUCACCGACAAGGAUGGCCACGAGCUGAAAGCCUCAUCCUGGCUGCAAUUCAAUGCCGACAAGCGAGAACUCUACGGACUGCCACUCGAUGAUGCCGUCUCCCGUUGGACUUAUCGCCUCUCGGCGACCGAUUCGGGCAACGCUAGUGUUACGGAGACUGUGGAGAUUGCUGUGCAGCAGCAUCGUGCUGUACGCACCAUCAAUCAUGAGAUCACCAUUGCUGUACGCAUUAAUGAGAAGCUUGGUCACAACAUUGAUUGGCAACUGAAGCUAAUCCGAGCUGUGGCGCAUACGCUGGGCGAUGGCAGCAGCUCGGCGCUUGUCGUGCGUGAGAUACGUCAGACUUCGCAGGAGCCGCAAAGCGCUAGCUUUGUGUACUUCAACGAGACGCUGCCCACCAGUGAGUGUCCCGAAGUGGAGCUUAAGGAUGUGGUGCGUCGCUUGAAUGCCGAACGUUUGAGUGAUCUUGUUCUGCCGCUGCUGAGCAUACAGUCCAUAACGGGCCAGCUGAUUGGCACCUGCCAAAAGACAGAGUUAAACAAGGUCAAGCCGACCACUCAAAUGGCCAAGAACUUGCCGCCAAUGCCACGCAAUCAGGUGGAUCGCGUGAGUGCAACGGUGGGUCAGCUGCUCGUCUACAAGGUGCCCAGCGAUACGUUCUACGAUCCCAACGACAAUGAGCUGACGUUGUCGCUGAAGACCAAGGAUCACAAGGAGAUCAGUCCACGCAAUUGGAUGCAGUUCGAUUCCAAGAAUCAGGAGUUCUACGGCAUUCCCAAGGGCAGUGACACGGGCACCGAGGAGUAUCUGCUGAUUGCCGAGGAUAGCGGCGGUCUGAGUGCUAACGAUGCUCUUGUUGUGGUUGUUAGCAACGCACAGCGAAAGGAAUUGGCCAUGAACUUUAAGGCGUAUCUGGCCAUUAAGCAUGAGAACUUCAAUGCGGAGCUGCAGCGCAAGUUUGUUGAGCGCAUUGCUCAGCUAAAUGGCGAUUCGAAUACCAAUCAAGUUCUUGUGCGCACCAUCAAUCAAAACCAUGAUCAGGAUGGCGUCAUUGUCUACUUUUACAACGCUUCGCUCUACAAGAUGAACAAUCGUUGUCCCCACAAGGAGAUGGAGGAUGUGCGCAGCGUUUACUUUGAUAGCGAUCUCAAGCUUAAGCCCGCGGUUAGGCAUGCUCUUGGAGCUGAACUCAAUCUAACUCAAAUGUCGGCCAUGACUUCGAGUGUCUGUCAAUACACCGACUCGAGUGAUAUUAAUUCUUUGGAUAAUCUGCCGCCAAAUCACAAGGAGCCAAGCUUGAAACCAACCUCACCAGAAGAGUAUCUGGCCACGUUUAUACUGCCUGCCGUCAUCAUAGUGGUCAUGAUUAUUUUGGCCUCGAUUAUAGCCUGUUGCUUGCAUCGUCGUCGCCACAAGAGCGGCAAAAUGGAGUUGGGCGAUGAGGAAGAACGCAAGUCGUUCCGCACCAAGGGCAUACCUGUUAUCUUUCAGGAUGAGUUCGAGGAGAAGCCCGAAAUUGGCAACAAGAGUCCGGUUAUACUGAAGGACGAGAAGCCGCCGCUGUUGCCGCCCAGCUACAACACAUCCAACAUGAAUGGCGACAACGAUGUGGAUGAAUAUGUGCCGCCACCAGCUGUUGUGUUGGGUGGACGCGAGGUGCGAGGGAAAUCACCAGCCACGCCCUCGUAUCGCAAGCCACCGCCAUAUGUCUCGCCAUAAAUGUGUCAACAACAAUAAGUGAACGAAACAAAGAAAGCAGAAUAACAAACAACAACAACAAUGACAGGCAGCAAACAAACACAAACAAUAAUCAUUACGAAACAAACAACUAAUCAAGCAAACUUUAAAGCGAAUGCGAAAGAUUUCUUCUUAAACUUAAUCUAAACGAAACUUUUGUGCACCAACAAAAACAAAAACAAACAAACAAAAAUGGAAACUCUACUCGGAGUUGGAUUUCAAACUGAAUUUGAAUUUCGAAUUGUGUUGUAAAUCGAGAGACCCGCCCACAGCAUGAAUGAAGAAUAUUAAUCAAAUGGUAUUAUCGACAUGGACGCAACUGUAAAACAAUCAAUUAAACGAUUUCAAUAUGCGACUUGGCAAAACACUUAAGCUAAACAACAUCAACAACUACAACUAAACAUUUAAACACACUAUGCUGCAUAUUAUUUAUCUAGUAUGUACCUUAACUUAUACGAUACAAACAAACACAUACACACAAACCAUUUAGCAAGCGCAAGUGCUUGAAAAACACACACACACACACAACAAUUUAUAGAAUAGCAUUUAAAAUGUAUGUGCAAAAAAUAUGAAAAAACGCGGCCAGCCGCUGUUUUAAAAUGCCCUUUGCCAAGGUGACAAAAAAUCGGAAAUUGUAUUUAGCAUAAGUUCAACAAUUUGUAGCAGCUUAGCAGACAUUCAGCUUGUUCUUAAGUCAAGUUGUAAUUGUUUAAAUCAUUGGGCCAGUCACCGUCCGCCAUCAAAUUUAUAAUCAAUUGUUAAACUGGCCGCUGCCACAGAUAACAAAAAAAAGAAAUUCAUUUUGUACCACAUUCUGAGCCAAUCGCUAGAAGGGCUAGAAGUUGUUGGGGCAUGAUAAAAAGUAUAUGCAGUAGAUAGUCUAGUAUUAUAUAGUCAUCAUAUCAUUCGAUUCAUUUAUUUAUUGGCCAUGCUGUUAGUUUCGUAUUCUUAGCACACACUUCCCUUGGGCAGGGGGCAUUACGCUUUGGGUUUUGAGUUUUGCAUUUAGGUUCUAAGCAGAGAAAAGUGUUUUUUGCGUGUAAUGCCUAUUGUUUUUAGUCUGUUUUUUUUUUAUAUAACAAAUAAUAUUUGCUAUACUCAAUACAGCUGCCAAUUUGAACUGCGCUCACAGUUCGAACGCGACAACAAAUACAAAUCAAAAUAAUAGUAUUCAGAAAUUCCUACAGUUGCCCCACUAAGUGCUUCCUCCAUACCACCAAGAUCAUAUCCUCAAAUCAAACUAUCCUCAAACACACACACACACAAACACAAAGAAACACACACUAAGUAUAUCAAAUCAUUACUUAAAGUAGCCCUUAGUUUUUAAAAUUGAUUUUACAAGCGCCCCAAACUAUAUAUGAUUAGAAUAUAAACACGUAUUUAUAUACUUAAUCUUAAACUUAAAAACAAAAAGAAAAGAAAAAAAGGAAAAACGAACCAUUUGAAUUACUCGAACUAAUACUGUAUGAUAAUUUUUUGUACCGUGUAGAGAGUAUGUCCAAUUGAUUUUAUAUAGAAGGACGACGCGAACCGUAAUCUAUGUAAGUUAGAGCAAUAUUUUCUCUGAAUUAUAAAUUUAUACCUAAUGAAAAACAGAACAAUGAAUAUGAAAAGAAGGGAAUGAAAUGAAAUGUUAAGAGAAUGUGCGACCGCAAUGCGGCGUAAUGCCUAUUAAAUUAAGCAUCUAGCAUAUGUUCACGUAUGUCUACUAAUUUUGUGAGUAAAUUGUAAAAGCUCAUUAAGCGUAAAUACUUAUUAUACACACUGUAUUUUGUAACAAACAAAACAACACAGCAACAACAACAACAACAUCAAACAACAGCAACAACAAUAACGGUAUCAAUUUAUUUUGAAUAAAAAAUGCCAAAGAUACAUGCUUCUAUUUAUUAUUUAAUUUGCAUUCGAUUCGCAUGUGAUUGAUGCCAACCGAAAUACUCUCACUCUCUUUCAGAUAUAGUCCUCUUUCCCCCUAUCUACCCCACCUCUCCUCAACCCGUAAGUACCACAAAAACCACAAACAAACACACACAAAUAGUUUUGAAUUUCACCAAAUUGUAGCCUAGAGAACUGAACUAAUAAUAAAUAGAACAACAAUAAAAUAAAAAACAAUACAAUAAUUGUGCAUAGAAAUUGUAAACGUUGUAAUACACACACAUACACACAUAGAUAUAUGUAGAUUCUAUGUAUGAAAAAUAAUCAAUUGAUAGCAAACAAAUUUGUACAUUUGCAACAAAUUAUUUGAAGAAUGAAAGUCAAUAAUAAAUCAACAAAAUUGAUUGCAAUUUGUGUGCAAUUUUCCAGUAUGCGAAAAAACACACACAAAUGGUAAACACACACACACACACAAGCAAACAUAUUAUACAAUAUAUGGUAUAUAAAUAACAAAUUACUAAUAAACAUUUAUAUAUAUAUUUUGAUAUAAUUAAUGAA
Drosophila albomicans is the source of this 7036-nucleotide messenger RNA. RefSeq lists its product as uncharacterized. Gene Ontology annotation, biological process: axon guidance; nerve development; morphogenesis of an epithelium. The transcript has 14 exons. Lineage: Eukaryota; Metazoa; Arthropoda; Insecta; Diptera; Drosophilidae. The record is from RefSeq and is a predicted model, not a curated record. Bases 737 to 4588 code for a protein of 1283 amino acids. Gene Ontology annotation, cellular component: dystroglycan complex; dystrophin-associated glycoprotein complex; sarcolemma. Gene Ontology annotation, molecular function: calcium ion binding; laminin binding.